UGAGGCGAAAUAUAACAUGUAUUCGGGAACUCUCGUUUCCCGUGUUUAGGCUUAGAACUCGGCCCUGCUCGGGCCCUAAAGCGUAUGUGAACUACAGGCGCGCGAUUACUUCGAGGAAACAGUAAGAUAUUAGCUUGUGUAAAUAAUCAUUCCUCUGCGAAGACAUCAGAUGCCUUGUUUUUAUACCACUGUCUGUGAUAUUCCUGGACUUGGGUGCAUUGGACGCUACAAGGGUCGGCCUUUUAGGCCUAGUGGCUCAAGUGAACGACUUACCAAUCCACUUCGUAACUACGAAGUUGCAAUAGUUGUAACAUAAUAUAAAUAUUAAUAAGACAUUAUAUAUAUACACAAAAGGAUACCUUUAUACAAGGAACUGAUCACCUUUGAAGUUGUGCAACCGAUUUAAGACAGACUACUGGAAACCCAGUGAACAAUCAUGAGUGGCGAUACCAAGCGGAAAAAUAAAAACAGCACAAGACCGGCAAGGUCGAAAGGUGUUCAGGAGAGAAAGUAUGAGGGGAUUUAUAGCAAUGCAAGAUUUGUUCAUAUUGCUGCCUCUCUUGUGGGCCAAGUCGUCCAAGUUCAAGUUCGGGACGGAGACGUUUUUGAAGGAGUGUUUCGGACUUUCUCCCCAGAGCUGGAGAUUGUGCUGGAAAUGGCUCAUCCAAUCGACCGCAGCCUGGCAGGCCUGGGAUCCUCCAUUACCACGUUGCUGUCCUCUCUCAACAAUAGCCACACCAUAGUGGGUCUCAUGAUCUUCCGCCUGCACGACGUGGUCACGUUGUCGGCCGUCAACACGGACCUGGACUUUGCCAUCCGUGACAGUUUCACGGACACAGCCAUAAGUAAAUUCAAUGGCCAGGCCGUGGAGAAACCCCUCGAGCCCUGGCUGGACGGAGGAAUGGACGGAGAUGGGUUGCCUGUGCUGGACGACGGAGCAGAAGGCGACGAAACGCAGAACGGCUGGGAUGCCAAUGAGAUGUUCAAGACCAAUGCAGAGAAGUACGGCGUCACGACAUCGUACAACAGUGAUCUGUCCGGCUACACCGUGAAGCUGGAGCCCAAGAACACGGACGAGUACAAGUUGCAGGAAGCGAAGGCGAGCAAGAUAGCGCAGGAAAUCGAGAGUAAUCCAUUGUGCAAGAAGCGAGCAGACCAGGAGAACGGAGAUGAAGAAGAGAGAUUCAGUGCUGUCGUACGUCCAGCUGAAUCCACACCGCAGGGCAACAGUAGGUUUGUUCGUCGGAAGCCCCCGAGUGGAACCAAGCCUGUGAGGGGUACUCCACCACCAAUGCAGCAGCAGCAGCAACAGCAGCAGCAACAGCAGGUCGUGCGCUCCACUGCCCCUCAGUACAAGAGCUCCCCCGGAGGGCCCCAGGGGGGUUGCCCAUCCCCUGCAUUGGCAACCAAGUCCAGCCCUGCCCCUCCAAUGAGUGGUGGACCUCACCAUGGAACAAAACACCCCCCGUUGUUGCCUUCCUACCACGAAGCGGAACAACAACCUCCCCCUCCUCCUCCUCGCAUGAAUGGAGCUCCCAAAGUGGAAAAAGAUGCAACUCCCGUGCCUGUCAUGAAUGUAGAUAACAAGGUCUUGGAAGAAGGAAGCAUGGAGCAACCAGAGCACAGGGUGGGAGAGAAGCCCGACAGCAGGAAGGGCGCUGUACAGAAAGGGAGGGUGGAGGAGAUUGAAGAGCUCAAGAAGUUCAGCACAAGUUUUAAAUUAUCGGAAGAGAACAAGGAGAACAAGGAACACAGCGAAGAGUCUCUCAUGCUGGAAGCGGACAAGGAGAAGGAAAAAUCUGAACUGGACUCUGGAAAAGAGGACGCCGAAAAACUGGUCAAAAAGUCUACCCUUAACCCAAAUGCCAAGGAGUUUGUGCUCAACCCAAAUGCAAAGUCCUUCACUCCGAGGACGCUUCUCCCCUUAACAAGUCCUCCAGCACGGAUGCCACAGACGACGAGUCCUAUGGUGGCGCCCCCUCAGCAGCUGGUGCCCGGGCAACACAUCAUUACUAUGGCUCCCCAGUACUUGAUGCAGGCAACCCCAGUCAGCAUGGCCCAGUUUGCUCCCACGCAGGGGCCACGUUUCCGCAAGGGCGCACAAACCUGGGCAGAUUCACGUUUUGUACCCCUCAUGCACACAACGGCUGGCAGGCAGGACCUCCCAACGUCUGUGCAUGUGACAGGACAGCCCAUCCUGGCCCCUGCAGCACUACCCACCCCUACUCAAUUGAUGGUGCAGUAUGCUCCAGCACAGGGCAUGAUGCACGCUUCCGGUCAUCCGCAGGCUGCAGUUGCCUACCCACAGAUGUACCAGAUGGUUGGCCAUCGUGUGAUGUCUCCUCAGCCUGUAGGCAUGGUUACUCCUGGAGCCUCCUAUGGUGACGGUUCCCACCUACCAGCCCAGGUUUACAUGUCCCAUCCCGCAGUGUUGCCCCAGGGCGCAGGAACCCCUCACUCAAACCCUCCAACGCCAGGAGGUGGCGGUAGCGGGGGCACUCCAGGUAGCACACCCAGCCAGGCACCUACACCACCUGUGGUGUAUCACGCAGCACAAGGUCCCCCCCAGGGCGGGGGCGGCCCACCCCCUCAGCCGGUAGUCUUGAUGCCCCCGCCACACUCCGGGGCGAACACCCCUCCUCACCUCCUGCCGCAUGGACCCAUGGUGCCUCCACAGAUGGCCACCACGCACUUCGUCCAUCAUCAAGUGUUGCCCAGGCUGUUCCCACCAGGUAAUGCCCGAUGCGAGUAGCUCGCAUUUCCCCAUGAAUUAGCAGCAUUUCAGGUGUCUGAGACAGCCUGCCAUAGGCAAAGAAUUUAGGUAAAAAGAAAGAAAUAGGCCCUAAUAGACACGGACAGCCUCAAACUAGUGCAGCCAACUUAUAAUGGGGGAUGGGGAGGGGUUAUGACAGGCAAAACGUGAUUUGAGGUCCUUAAAAAAGAAGAAAUUGGUUCCAUAUACUUCAUCAAGCAAGCACGUCCCCCUGCCUCUUGUGCAAGUUUGCGGAAGCCACUGCUCAGUGGAACCUUAUGCUCUUGUGGCAGGUGCACAGGGGAGAAAAAAAAAAAAAAAAAUUGAAAUGGCCAAAUGCAGUUCUGUACUGGACUCCUCCAUGUAGGCUUACUGAAGAAAUGAAAUUAUUAGUAAAAUGCA
Messenger RNA from Ornithodoros turicata, 3154 nucleotides. Its product is annotated as ataxin-2-like protein. NCBI's taxonomy places the organism in Eukaryota, Metazoa, Arthropoda, Arachnida, Ixodida, Argasidae. Gene Ontology annotation, biological process: cytoplasmic stress granule assembly. The record is from RefSeq and is a predicted model, not a curated record. The coding region runs from base 437 to 2752 and encodes 771 amino acids. The transcript is spliced from 16 exons. Gene Ontology annotation, molecular function: mRNA binding. Gene Ontology annotation, cellular component: cytoplasmic stress granule.